Molecule: messenger RNA, 5140 nt
Organism: Camponotus floridanus (Florida carpenter ant)
Lineage: Eukaryota; Metazoa; Arthropoda; Insecta; Hymenoptera; Formicidae
Gene: Mondo
Product: MLX-interacting protein
Exons: 16
Coding region: 315-3401 (1028 amino acids)
Biological process (GO): regulation of transcription by RNA polymerase II
Cellular component (GO): nucleus
Molecular function (GO): RNA polymerase II cis-regulatory region sequence-specific DNA binding; protein dimerization activity; DNA-binding transcription factor activity, RNA polymerase II-specific
Source: RefSeq, a predicted model, not a curated record
CUGGUACGCAGUCGGUUCGUAGCGCCAGUCGUGUAACGUGGGCAAUGCGGACUCGCGCGCAAAUGGCGUCGCAGUGCCAUCAUGAGCGAGAGUGUGUCGUGCAGUAACGCGAACGGGCCGCGUCCGGGCGCGGUGCCUCGCGGCCCAGCCUGACGGCGAACGUGCGGAAACGAUCUUGACGAGUGAGGUUACGAGGGAGGAGGAUAAUUUCCGGCCGCGAAGCCGCUGUUCUGGAAGCCACAUCGACGACGGAUAAGAGCGACGCGAAAGAGUGCUAACAGGAAUUGUGAAAUAGAUCCAGAAGAGGAUCGAAGAUGCAGGCGGAAUUGAUUUAUCGGAAGCCGCCGAUGACGAGCCAGGGCGGUUUUCAUCGUCCUGGCAACGACAAUAAACGGGAAAAAAACGGCGGACGGGACUCGCGCGAGACGAUACACUCGGGCCACUUUAUGAUAUCGGACUUCGAGGCUGAGGCUCAGGACGAUGAGGACGAUCUUGCCGUGCCGGUGCCGGAUCAAGAGGAGACGCAGACCACGAAGUUCCCGAUCGCCGGACCGCUUGGCUUUUUUCACGACAGAUUCGCGAAUAGCGGCCUGUACAUGAGGAGCUCUUCCCAGCAGUUGAGCAUCGAAACGUCCUUGAACAAGCUUUUCCAGUGCAUGUCUCUUGCCUACAGACAGAAGCUGACAUCGCCCAAGUGGAAUCGCUUUAAAGGUAUCAGAUUGAGAUGGAAGGACAAGAUCAGAUUAAAUAACGUGAUCUGGAGAUGCUGGCACAUGCAAUUUAUAUUGAAGCAAAAUACGCUGGUAUGCCAAUUUGCGUCGCCACUUGACGUUGAUACUCAUAAUAAACCCGAGGCGGUGGUCUUAGAGGGAAAAUACUGGAAACGAAAGCUUGCAGCCGUUACAGCCGAAUACAAGAAAUGGCGUAUGUUCUACCGAAACAAGAUCCUUGGCUGGACGAGCAAAGAUGGUACAGAGAUGAUGGAAUCAAUGGACAUGUUAGAUUGGGGCAAUGGAGGCGGAACCACCGGUAACUUUGGAAUGAGUAUAGGAAAUGUAUUCGGUGGUACCAGUGGAACCCCAGGCGGAGAGAGUAUGAUGGUUGAUGAGGAUUAUAUGGAAUUGAUGACUGACACUCUCUUCUCGACCAUCAGUUCAAAUCAACCAAUAUACUUCCCCGAUCCUAGAGAAAUAGCACGUGGUGCCAGUUUAGCGGACUUCAUGCAACCUAGUCUAUGUCCUUUACAACCAACUCUGGAUGAUUUUAUGGACACCUUAGAACCAUUGCAAGAAUUCCUAAACUCGAAAUUGCCUCCUGUACCUGAGGAGGAUGAUAUGUUUCGGAAUAACAGUUUAAGCACUAAUUAUUCUGAUCUGGACCUGAUGACACCAAUUAAUCAGAUGAACGAAAUAGGCGAGGAUCCAACGACGAUAAAGAACGAACAGGCUUCGCAACAGCAACUAUCACAAGAAGAGCAAGAGGCUAGCAUGCAGAAUCUCCAAUAUACCGCUAAAAUAUAUACUCAGCCCCAAGCUGAUUCAGCAAGUGUAUAUAGGAAUAGCAUAACUAUGAAUGAAAGUUACAAUACUAUCCAGCCAAACUUCGAGUCUACUACGACGAGUCAAUCCUCACGAGAAAAGAAUAGAAAUAGUAGGACGACAUCGUCGAGAAAUAAUCGUAUGAUACAGCAAUCCCAACAGCAACAACAGAAUACGUAUCAAGCAACGAGCGCACGGCAACAAAAUUCAGGAUUCCAACCGCAGUCGCAGCAACCACAAUCUUAUGCGAUGGAAAUUCAGACAGUGCAAUUAACACCGGUACCAAAUCAACCACAAUCAGUGCAGAUCAGUACGGCGCUAAAUGAUCAAUCGGUGACAGUUAACAAUCAGAUAUCCUCAAUUGCUGCUGCCACCGUGCAGAAUCUAGUGACAGUACAACAUAAUUUCGCCACGCAACCCGGCAAUUCAUCGUUGCAGACACAGCAUCCAGCAAUAAGGCCUUUACCGACUACGCCUCCGAUGUCCAGCAAGCCUUACAAGAUCGUUCAGCCACAGCAGCAGUGUUACAAGUUUCCGAACCUCGUACAAAACCUCAAUGCUCAACAGUGUAAAUUUAGCACUAAUAGCUUCAAGACACAUCCGACGCAACAAGUAGUAUCAGUUUCUUCGACGGAGCAACCGUCACAGUCGCCAAUAUUGCUACAGUGUAGAUCUACCGGUUUGGAUCUUACUGCGCCCGCUCUGCAUCCAACUAAACUGCUACCUCAACCGACAACGUCCAACGCGGAGAAAGAAGAGAUUUUUGCUGUACCCAAGUAUCAAAUGAAAGGAAGAAAUAGAUCACGAAGCAGCUCAUCUUUAACAGCACCCAGGAUACAUCCACCACCACUGGUAUCCGCAGUGAGCGAUCCUGCUCUGAAUCUGAACAACAAUGUCUUACUUGCACAUUUGCUCACAAAUAAAAUAACGCAAGUGACGACUGCGCAACAUAUCACGACCCCGGUGACUGUUCAAACAAUGCAGACAUCUAGCAUACAGCAGCCGACGCAAACGCAACAACAGGCAAUGCAACCAUCUACAACUCAACAGAUCCUUUUAAACACUAAUAACCAAACACACCAGUCUCAAAAUAGUCCUGGUUCACCCAAAGAUAGCAGUUCUAAUGCACACAGCCCUCAAGCUUUAAGCCUUAGUCCUUUGCAUAGUCCUAUGAGUAUAGGUAGUCCCUUAUCGCCUACUCGCGGAUAUAUGAAAGGUGACUCAGAAAGAGGACAAUAUAAGGAGCAAAGACGUGUUGGCCAUAUUCAUGCGGAACAGAAACGUAGAUAUAAUAUCAAGAACGGUUUUGAUAUGUUGCACAGUUUGAUACCGCAACUCAGUCAAAAUUCAAACGCGAAAUUGAGUAAAGCCGCAAUGCUGCAGAAAGGAGCGGAUUACAUCCGACAACUUAGAGCGGAGAGAAAUCAAUUGAAGGAGGAAAUGGAUAGCCUGAGACAUCAGAUUGAGUGCCUUAAUACAUCUAUUAGUAAUUGUCAAUCUAUGCUUCCUGCAACGGGUGCUCCAGUUUCUAGACAUAGAACCAGCAAAAUGAAAGAGAUGUUUGAUGAAUACGUACGUACGCGCACACGAGAAAAUUGGAAAUUCUGGAUUUUCAGUGCAUUGUUGGAACCAUUGAUGUUGUCCUUCAAUGCUUCAGUUUCGACUGCGAGUAUUGAAGAUUUAUAUAGAAGUACAAUAAUGUGGGUAGAGCAACACUGCUCACUCGUCGAUCUCAGACCAGCUGUUCUGAAUUCUCUAAGGAAUUUGUGUACUGCCACUGAUAUUUUAUCAGAUCCGGCCCGCCUACCUGAGGAAGCACUCGCGGCAGUUAAUCGGACGGAACGUCGACGAUCCACGCAGUGAUCAAGUGCGCAAAUUCUUGUUACAAUCUGUUUGUAUAAAAAUGUUCAAGGUUUAGAUAUAUAUAUAUGAAUGUAAGGGAUGACAGUUACCGUAUAACUUAAAUUAUAGUUAUGCAAAACAAAUAAUAACAAAAGUUUGUUACUUGAUAACAGAAUUGCAAACAAAGAAAUAAGAAUAAGUGCAAUUCCUCUUUUUAUUGCGAUAUCAUAUUGAAAUCAUAAAAUUUAUUUUAGAAUAUAUAAAAUGUUUUAUAUAUAAAUUUGAAUAAAAUAUAUAUACAUACAUAUAUAUGUAUAUAUGUAUGUAUUACACAGUACAUUAUACUGGAAUAUAUACUGAUGACGUUGAUAUAUAGCACAAUUAUGUAUAACUAUUUUUGGUAAGAAAAAAAACAUUUUGUGUAUUUUCUCUCAUAAUUAUUUUGGAUAAUAAUUUCUAGAGUUGCAUAAAAAAUGUGUUUCUAAUAAUAAACAAUUUUUCAAUAUCAUCUAUAAAAUAUUUACUUGCAGUAGAAAGAAAACUACUUACACAUUUAUAUCCCCAAUUGUCCAAUAAUUAAUGGUAAAUAAGUGAUAAUUAUACAGGAUAAAUAUUUACACUAUAAAUUUUUAUAUUAUGAAGAAACUCGUUCGAUUGCUUUACGAAAUAUCCAGCUAAAAAAUAUGAUUAUUAAAGUGAAAAUUUAAAAUUUUUGCUGUGAUGAGAUAAUUGGGGGGGAAGAUUUUAAAAUUAAUAAUUAUAUAUCUUUUUUAAAAUUGCUAUACGAAUAUAUAUUAUAUAAUAUACAUAUAUUAAUUAUGUAAUAUAUAUCAAACAAUUGAUUAAAAAUUAUAUAUAUAGUAAUAAUUAUUAAUCACUGCAAAUUAUACCAUGAACAAAUAGUUUAGAUUCAAUCCAUUUCUUUGAGAAAUUUUCAAUGAAAAUUAAAUAACACAUUAAAAACAUAAAAUUAGUGUCACUAUCAUUGAUAGACUGCAAUUCAAGAUAAUCCAAUAGUUAAGAAAUUUUUGAAAAAUAAUUUAAAAAGGAGAGAUACAUAAGUAAUUUUUUAAAUAUGAAUUAUUAAUUACUUAAUAGAUAUAUUACUAUUAUAUUCUAAAAUUAAGCGAAAAGGAAUGAUAUAUUUUAUAUAGAAUGAUGAUUAUAUGGACGAUAUAAAAAGGGGGUUGCUCACAAAUUACGUUUGCACUGUUAUGUAAUAUGAGAUCUUUUUAUUAUGGAAAUUCAUGAUGUACAAAUUACUUACAAAAAAUUUGAACCGAAUAUUAGUUUAAGUUACAAAGGAGGCUUCUACAUAUUGUAAUAUUUUUCGUUAAUGUAAAAUAUAUAUAGUCAAAUUUAUAACAUUCGAGAUAAAAAACAAAAUAGUUAAUAGUAUAACAGCUAAAUAUUUUAAUUUCAUUGUGUAUUUUAUUUGCUGUACUUUAUAAUAUCUAAAGUAAAAUCCUAUUUAUUUUAAUAUUACGUGACAUGAUUUUUUUCUUUUUUUUACAAAAUGCAAUAUAUAGAAGCCCUCCCAUACAGACAAACACACAUUGUAUAUGUACAUGAUAAGUGAUAAAUAAUGAACUCGUCGAAAAGGGAUGUUUUUUUGUACAAUAUGUAUCAUAAAGAUUUACAUGUGUUAUUAUUCCAAUGUUAUAACAACAUGCAGAAAUCUGAACUAUUGUAUUUUAUUUUUUCUAUGCCUGUAUCAUAUUCAUCACUUUUAACUGUUAUAAAUAACAAGUAAUUUUAUA